CUUUUUGGACUCUUCUCACGCCUCAGGCCAGCAGCAAAAAUGCUUAUUCCCAAGAAGAACCGCAGGGAGGUGUACAAGUACCUCUUCAAGGAGGGCGUCCUUCAGGCGGAGAAGGACUUCAACCUCAAGGAGCACCCGGAGAUCGCCGGCGUGCCCAACCUGCAGGUCAUUAAGCUGAUGCAGAGCUUCAAGUCCAAGGAGCUGGUGACCGAGCGCUUCUCGUGGAGGCACUACUACUGGUUCCUGACCAACAAGGGUAUUGACUACCUGCGCGAGUACCUGAACCUGCCCAGCGAGAUCGUGCCCGCCACCCUCAAGAAGUCCAACCGCCCCCUGGAGCGCGGCCCCCCGAUGCGCGGCGACCGCCCCCCUCGCCGCGAGGGUGGCUUCGGUGGCCCCGGCGGCCGCGAGGGCUACCGCGGUGCUCCCCGCGAGGGUGCUGGCUUCGGCCGCGGUGCCGACAAGGCCGGUGCCCCUGGCUCGUACCAGCCCCAGUUCGGCGGCGGCCGCGGUGGCCCCCAGUAAACGGGCCACGGCUGCGCUACCCACGGUGGUGCGACACCGGGCUUGUCCAGCGUUGUAAUUGCUGAUUGGCUAACCUGGAUGCGUUGCCGC
Messenger RNA from Astrephomene gubernaculifera, 615 nucleotides. Lineage: Eukaryota; Viridiplantae; Chlorophyta; Chlorophyceae; Chlamydomonadales; Astrephomenaceae. The record is from the annotation of a GenBank genome assembly.